AGUUUCUUUUACCACGUGCUAAUUUUUUGCUCCUCCGUGAAGCGAAAAUCGCCGAGAGGUUGCAUUAAUUUUAUAAAUAAAUAUUUUAAAGAACAAGUUUAAUAAAAAUCAUUCAAAAUGGCUGAAGAAGUUAACCCAAAGGCAUACCCUUUGGCAGAAGCAACUUUAACCACCAAGAUUUUAAACUUGGUCCAGCAGGCCAUGAACUAUAAACAGCUACGUAAAGGUGCCAAUGAAGUAACCAAGACUCUCAAUCGUGGUAUUGCCGAGUUUAUUGUGAUGGCUGCCGAUGCUGAACCAUUGGAAAUAUUGUUGCAUUUACCUCUACUUUGUGAAGAUAAAAAUGUUCCUUAUGUAUUUGUCAGAUCUAAGCAGGCUCUUGGUAGAGCUUGUGGUGUAUCAAGAUCUGUAAUUGCCUGUAGUGUGACUAUUAAUGAGGGUUCACAACUGAAACCUCAAAUACAGUCCAUUCAACAGGAAAUUGAGCGCUUAUUAGUUUAGGUUUAAGAGUUCGUACAAAUAUUUUUGUAUUUUUUUUUCAAUUGACUAAUAAAAUUAUUAUUUAGAACA
This is a messenger RNA of Brassicogethes aeneus, 570 nucleotides long. The record is from the annotation of a GenBank genome assembly. NCBI's taxonomy places the organism in Eukaryota, Metazoa, Arthropoda, Insecta, Coleoptera, Nitidulidae.